Molecule: messenger RNA, 1992 nt
Organism: Schistosoma haematobium
Lineage: Eukaryota; Metazoa; Platyhelminthes; Trematoda; Strigeidida; Schistosomatidae
Exons: 1
Coding region: 715-1593 (292 amino acids)
Source: RefSeq, a predicted model, not a curated record
GUGUUAUAUCCGAGUGGAGAUUAAAUUACAGGUAACUUCCGAGGACUAUUCAUGGACUAAUAUUCUUAUUGUAUAACUACUCAACAAUUACACUAUGUAUAUUUAUAUCCCUCUUAUGACAAGCUUUAUUUUGGCCUAUAAUUUAUUAUUGUACGAUUUACGGUUCUUAAGUUAUGUUCAGUUUAUUAACUACUGCCUCCCACACUCACAGCCACUUUUUGGGCUUAUUUGUGUACAAAUAUUAUUUCCUAUUUUAUGGUACGUUGCGGUCUGUGUGAUUGAUAUAUAAACCAAGUAUGCCUGAAAUAAACGAUCUGCUCUGAUUCUGGUCUGAUCUGCUCUGAUUCGGAAGCUGGUAUCUUGUUCUGGACUCAAGUGGAAGGGCUCGUAGGACAUAGGACCAAUAAGGACACUAAACUGCCCACACCGGUUAAACGUCAUUGGUUGGCCUAGUGCGAAGAUUCGUAUAAGUCGUAUUCGGAUUGGUAGAUAAGUCGUGUGAUCGAAAAGUCAGACAUCCAAGGUCAUAACAAUUGGCGACGGGGAUUUUGGCAAAAACAAAAUAAUUGGGAGACGCAAGGUCAUAACAAUUGGCGACGGGGAUUUUGGCAACAAAGAAAUAAUAAUAAUACAAGUGGUGACUCAGAUUUUGGAAAUAAAUUAGCUGUAUAAUUGCCGGUGAUUUUUGGAGCUAAUAUUAUUGGCAAAAAAAAAAUGUCGAUUUCUUUCGAACAGUUGCGGUUAAUAUUACAGCACCAGCAGAAGAUGUUUGCCUUGCAACAACAGCUAUUUGUAACAGUUUUGGGCAGACUUUGCAUUCAAGCAGAAAAUAAGAAAUCUAUGUAUCAUGCAGAUAAUGGUGCAGUAAUGGACAUUUCAGAAGCAUAUCCUGUGCAGGAUUCAAAUCCCUCUAUACCAGAAGGAAAACGUAAUAUUGGUAACGUGUCCAGCUCAGAGCAAGAAAAUAUUGUGCUAAAUGCACAUGAAGUUGUGACAAUACCAGAUGAUCAGGAGCCAGAUCCUGUAGAUGAUGCCCAGAGUCCAGAAUCAAAUGAAACACUACUGGUACUGUCUAGCUGCGAAAAUAAACGUCAGCUCGAACAAAAUUGUGGUCCACGUGCUAUUAGUCGAGAAAGCUAUGGUGACUCGUAUUCAGAAAAUAACUGGAGCAACACGAUGAACCAAAUUGUACCAGAUGUUACUCAAAAUCACCGGAAGACAGAAUUUUAUAUUGAGUCAACUUAUCCCAUUUCUAAUGACAGUGUGCCAGAUACUGAUUCUCAGAAUAAUGCAUAUGAUUUUGAUGAAACUUCUUAUAACAAUGAGGGGAAUAUGUCAGCUGAGUCGAAUGAUGGCCAAAAAUCUAAUUUAAUUCUGUUAGACGUUGACUUUCUUAAUGACUCGUUAUCUGCUAACGAGAUUCAUAAUGAAUUUGAAAAUAAUGAACUCAGAUCAAAGGUCGUUCAUCAUCAUCUAGUCAUUUUUAGUGGAUUCUCCAGUCAAUACGAGAAACAUGGUUUAAAUAAAGUCCUACUAGUUGUAAUUUGGAGCCAUAAGGACCCAACAUUAUUUCGAGGAGGAGGAGAAUGUUGAGGAAUUUAAAGUCACAUAUGAUUCUUUUUUUUUUAAUCAGAAUCUAAAGUUGGAAUUUUCAAAAAAAAAAGGGGGAGGUGUUAUAUCCGAGUGGAGAUUAAAUUACAGGUAACUUCCGAGGACUAUUCAUGGACUAAUAUUCUUAUUGUAUAACUACUCAACAAUUACACUAUGUAUAUUUAUAUCCCUCUUAUGACAAGCUUUAUUUUGGCCUAUAAUUUAUUAUUGUACGAUUUACGGUUCUUAAGUUAUGUUCAGUUUAUUAACUACUGCCUCCCACACUCACAGCCACUUUUUGGGCUUAUUUGUGUACAAAUAUUAUUUCCUAUUUUAUGGUACGUUGCGGUCUGUGUGAUUGAUAUAUAAACCAAGUAUGCCUGAAAUAAACGAUCUGCUCUG